AUGGUACGAGGGAUGAGGAUCCUCCUCCUGGUGCUGGCCCUGGUGCCAAGCCUGAGCCUGAAGAUGGAGUUGACGGACAGCAACUUCAAAAAAGCCCUGGAAGGGAAAAACGCCUUCGUGUUCUUUCAGGCGCCUUGGUGUGGCCACUGCCGCAAGCUUCAACCGGAGUGGGAUCAGAUGGCAAAAGUGUAUGCCGACACGCCCAAUGUCAUCAUUGGGCAGGCGGACUGCAGCGGAAGUGGCCAGCAAUUCUGUGGGGAGAACGGCGUUCAGGGCUACCCAACCUUGAAGCUUUGGAAGGAUGGACGGAUGGCAGACUACAACGGAGGCCGUGACUUCCAAAGCCUGAAGCGCGAGGUGGAGCGGAAGCUGGAUCCACGCCCGGCCUGUAGCCUGGAGUCCAAGGAAGCCUGCACACCAGAGGACCGGGCUAUUUUGGAAGAGAGCGAGAAAAUGUCCAAGGCGGAGAGGGCGGCCAAGUUGAAGGAAGUGCAGCAAGAGAUCCAGGAGGCGAAGAAACAGCAGCAGGAGCUCGAGAAGAAACAGAAGAAGCUGACGGAAGCGCUGGAGCUCAUCAAGGCCGGUGGGGUCCAAGUCGAGAAGGUGGAGCAGCUCUUGGACGAUGCCGAUUGGCGUGCCCACUGUGAGGGCCGCACUUGCAUCGUGGCCUUCCUGCCGCACAUCUAUGACGACGGUGCCGCGGGCCGACGAGAGAAGAUCCAGGUCUUGGAGCAGGUCUUGAAGGAGACGAAGAAGGAUGGCAAAUCCGUGGGCUUCCUCUGGAGCCAGGGUGGCGACCAAUUCGAGAUGGAGGAGGUGCUGGGUUUGCAGUUUGGCUUCCCGGCGGUGAUGGCCGUUAACUUUGCCAAGGGCCGCUUUGGCGUCCACAGAGGCAUCUUCGACAAAGACUCCAUAUCUCAGUUCCUCACCUCCCUUGCACGCGGAGGCACUCCGCUGGCUCCUUGGCCUGCCCGUGCGGUCGCUGCGAAGGCCGAGGCCUGGGAUGGCAAGGACGCUGCGCCGCCCGAGGAGGACCUCUGA
Messenger RNA from Symbiodinium sp. CCMP2456, 1041 nucleotides. Lineage: Eukaryota; Dinophyceae; Suessiales; Symbiodiniaceae. The record is from the annotation of a GenBank genome assembly.